GAAGAGAUUAAGAAAUUUUUUUAAUCACCAAAAGAAUUGGGGCUUCAGCAAGUAAAAUAUAUCAUUAAAAGUAGAAGAAAAAUGGAAUCUCCUCCGAAAACACCACCUAGUAGUGGACGUUUAUCUUUGGGAUCUUCUUUGAUGGAUAAUCUUUUGGGUCUAUUGAGAGUGAAAGUAAUUAGAGGGAUAAAUCUUGCGGUUAGAGAUGUUCGAACAAGCGAUCCUUAUGUUGUUAUCAAGAUGGGAAAACAGAAGCUGAAGACUCGUGUCAUUAAGAAAGAUGUGAACCCCGAAUGGAAUGAAGAUCUCACCCUUUCUGUUUCAGAUCCCAGUUUACCUAUUCAGCUGACUGUUUACGACCAUGACAUGUUUAGUAAAGAUGAUAAAAUGGGGGAAGCAGAAUUUGACAUCAAGCCCUUCAUAGACGCCUUGAAGAUGAACUUAGAUAAUCUACCAGGUGGAACUUUAAUAUCAAGAGUUCAACCUUGUAGACAAAAUUGUUUAGCCGAAGAAAGUCAUAUUAUUUGGACAGAUUCAAGGGUCAUUCAAAACUUUUGCUUGAGAUUAAAAAAUGUUGAGUGCGGGGAAGUGGAACUACAAUUGCAAUGGAUCGAUCUCCCAGGUUGCAAAGGAAUUUAAGAAUUUUUGCGACACAAAGCAUUGAUGUAUCAAUCAGAUUUGAUAUGAUAUGUAUGUUAUAAUGCACGUAAGACACCCCCCCACCCAAAGUAUGAUAGGCUCAUUUCCUUACAAAAUUAAAAUAUUUUAUCUAAAUAAAUUUACAGUACCUUUUUUGAA
Chenopodium quinoa (quinoa) is the source of this 798-nucleotide messenger RNA. Its product is annotated as protein C2-DOMAIN ABA-RELATED 4-like. Lineage: Eukaryota; Viridiplantae; Streptophyta; Magnoliopsida; Caryophyllales; Amaranthaceae. The transcript has 3 exons. The coding region runs from base 82 to 639 and encodes 185 amino acids. The record is from RefSeq and is a predicted model, not a curated record.